AUAUAAUAUUUAAGUGUUAUUUGUGUUUUGUUUCCCAAUAGUCAUGAGUGCUGGAGUUAUGUGUUAUCGGUGCAACAGGUCUGGYCAUUUUGCCAGGGAUUGCCGUGACAGUGGUUCUGUAAGUAGUGCAACUUUCAGCAGAGGCGGCAGAGGAGGCGGUGGCAGUGGUGGAAUUGGUGGCGGAAGUAGUGAUCGUGAAACAAAUUGUUACAAAUGCAAUCGCAGUGGUCAUAUUGCCCGUGACUGCAAAGACAAAGACAGAUGUUACAGAUGUGAUGGCGUUGGUCAUAUAGCUCGUGACUGUUCUCAAUCUGCUAGUGAACCAUCAUGUUACAACUGUCGUAAAACAGGACAUCUGGCUCGUGAGUGCCCAGAUGAACGUGCUGAACGUGGAUCAGGUGGCAUGGGCGGUGGUGGUAGCAGUUCUACUUGUUACAACUGUAACAAGAUAGGACAUUUCUCCAGAGACUGUAUGGAAAGCAGGUAAUUGUUAUAUACUACCAGUUAUU
Diuraphis noxia (Russian wheat aphid) is the source of this 509-nucleotide messenger RNA. RefSeq lists its product as uncharacterized. Gene Ontology annotation, molecular function: nucleic acid binding; zinc ion binding. Lineage: Eukaryota; Metazoa; Arthropoda; Insecta; Hemiptera; Aphididae. The record is from RefSeq and is a predicted model, not a curated record.